Polyodon spathula (Mississippi paddlefish) is the source of this 2966-nucleotide messenger RNA. Its product is annotated as zinc finger and BTB domain-containing protein 37-like. Gene Ontology annotation, biological process: regulation of transcription by RNA polymerase II. The record is from RefSeq and is a predicted model, not a curated record. Lineage: Eukaryota; Metazoa; Chordata; Actinopteri; Acipenseriformes; Polyodontidae. Bases 485 to 1969 code for a protein of 494 amino acids. The transcript has 4 exons. Gene Ontology annotation, molecular function: protein binding; DNA-binding transcription factor activity, RNA polymerase II-specific; RNA polymerase II cis-regulatory region sequence-specific DNA binding.
UUACCUUGCCAGGCCCCGCCUCAUUUAAUGGAGGAAUAUCAGCAGCAAAAAAAAAAAAAAGAAAAAAAAAAUAGAAGGCUGGGGAAUACGUUUAUUUUGAAUAUCUGAAAUAUUCAGUUAUGUACAUUCAUUUUAAUAUGUACAUAUAUUUAUGAUUGUAGUUAAACGUAACGUUUAUGCCUAUACGGCCAAUUUCAUGCAUUUUAUUUGUGCAUGCGAAAUACCGACCCUCUCCCCAGCGCUUGCCAGAUCAAGGGAACUGCAGGCCCUAGCUAAUCACCGGGCGAGUAUUUCUAGUGAUCGGGGGAAAGGAGCUACGGCAACUGGGGAAGGGGGGUAAUUAUUAUAGACUGAAAGCCAGCCAAGAUUUUGGUGUUGAAUACGUUUUCGAGUGUUUAAGUAGGGUGUACGAACGAAUGUGUUAGAAACUGAUUUGUUGUGCCCAAGCAUUAAAGUUAACAGAACUGGAUCAAAGAUAUCUGCUAUGGAGCGAGCUGGCAGCAUCCAGUUGGAAAUCCCUGACUUCAGCAACUCUGUGCUGUCCCACCUGAACCAACUGCGCAUGCAGGGCCGCCUGUGUGACAUCAUCGUCAAUGUGCAGGAUCAGAGCUUCCGUGCCCACAAGGUGGUGCUGGCAGCCAGCUCUCCCUACUUCCGUGACCACAUGUCCCUCGGAGAGAUGAGCACAGUCUCCAUCUCUGUCAUCCGCAACCCCUCCGUCUUCGAGCAGCUUCUCUCCUUCUGCUACACAGGCCGGCUGUGCCUCCAGCUGGCUGACAUUAUCAGCUACCUGACAGCUGCCAGCUUCUUGCAGAUGCAGCACAUCAUCGACAAGUGCACCCAGAUCCUGGAGAACAUCCACUUCAAGAUCAACGUGGCUGAUGUGGAGGCUGAGCUCAACCAGGGCAGCAGGGGUAAUCUUCAAGAAAGGACCGCAGAGGGGGGGAGGAGCGGCAUGAACCGCUCCCUCAGCCCCCCGCACAGCAGCCCGAGGGGAGGUCGGCGAGCAGGAGGGGUGAGCCCCCCAGAAGAAUCUAUGAGCCCCCAGAUUAUUGAACACAGUUCCGAGGGCAAUGGCAAGGAGCCCAUCCUGAGGAUAAAUCGGGCAGGGCAGUGGUAUGUAGAGACAGGGCUGGAGUCAGACCGGGCCAUCGGGGGCAUGGAUGACGAUGUGCGCGUGGUGGAUGGGCUGCGCAUUAAGACAGAGAGGAUGGAGGAGUGGAUGGGUGCUGAGACACAGGCUUCAGGAGAGGAGGGGAGCAGCGCUGAGGAAGUGACCGCCAUGAUGAUUGAUACCACAGGCCACAGCUCACUGGUGCAGGAGAGCUCGGGGGCCAAGGGGUCCCAGCCAUCCAGCAGUUUCAGUGAAAUUGACCGGUUCAGCCCUACAGGCAGUGUUGUGGUGAUGGCUGAACGGCAAAGAGCAAAGAGUGAAUCACCUGGCAGGGUAGAUGACCAGAGGCAGCCUACCUCACAGGGAGAAGAGCAAACGGUUUUCGACAUGGGUGGCUACGAGGAGUAUUUGCGUGAGCAGGUGGGCGACCGCUGGUUCCGUUACAACCCACGUCUCACCUGCAUUUACUGCUGCAAGUCCUUUAACCAGAAAGGCAGCUUGGACCGGCACAUGCGCCUGCACAUGGGCAUCACGCCCUUUGUGUGCCGCAUCUGUGGAAAGAAAUACACCCGCAAAGACCAGCUGGAGUACCACAUCCGCAAACACACAGGCAACAAGCCAUUCCACUGCCACGUCUGUGGAAAGAGCUUUCCUUUCCAGGCAAUCCUCAACCAGCACUUCCGCAAGAACCACCCGGGGUGCGCCCCUCAGGAGGUAUCGCACAGCGCCUCCCCUGAGACCACAGUCACCUCGCGGGGGCAGAACGAGGACGAGUCUCCUUCGCAGGAGGAAAGUGGGGGCACCGCUUUCAGUGAAAUCGUGCAGCCUUCCGUCUCCACCACGGGCCCGGACUGAACCAGGGCCCGGCUGCUCCAUUAAGUGGUUUCCAGUUCACUUGGUUGUGUUUUAUCUAUUGAAAGCAAGACUCUUUUUCUUUUUUUUUUUUUUGUUAAUUGAAGCAGGUUUUGUCAGAGAUGUUGUGUGUGUAGUUCUACAGAUUCACACCCACCUCUUCCCAAAGGAAUUGCACUUUCAUUCUUCUCAUUCAGUCAACCUCAUCUGUUAAGACCACUUCUCUCCACCCUGAUCAUCCAUUCUUCCCCGGAUUGCUCAAAUUCAGAGCUGCUAAUAACCAUUGCCAUCAUUCACCCAUGUUUUUACACAAUGAAGAAAAAAGCUGCUGCUAGUCACAUUCUCCUAUCAAAUUGGCUGAUUUGUAAUGUGCAAAGUACAGAGGUGUAGCUAUAGUACCUUGAAGUGCUAUUAUUUCCUCUGCUUUGCAUGAAACCAACAUCAUUUAAUAAGUAAAAGGACACCUGAACCAAAACCAAUAAAAGGAUCUACAAAAAGGAUCAAACGUUUAAGCCAGUGGGACUUGCGCUAACAUUAAUUAGUUUUUGGACCACAACGAAACUUACAGACUUUCUGUUAAAUGUUCCAUGUAGUAUAAAUGGGAAGGUUUCUCAUCAAGUCUGUAUGUUGUUGUAGAGGUUAACAGGCUUCCACAACUCUCUUAUCUGAAAGGGAACGGCUUUUUUAGAGAAUAGUACAAACAAUUGCAAUAUCCAGAGUGGAAAACCCUGUUAUGAUUGGGGGUUGUUCAUGUGAGAACUACAGGUUGCAUCAAGUUUUAUAGCAGCGAGGUUGAGUCCAGUACACUCGAUGCUCCCUUUAAGUUUAACCCUAUUUGCCAAAUGCUUUGGAUUUUUUAAUUUUAAUUAGUCAUGUGCUCUGGGUUUUAAUGGAAUCAGGCUGUGCUGUGAAUGUGAUAGGCAUUUAAUAAGGCAAAGAGUUCCCAAACAUGUUGAAAUUAUGUGUGUGUGUAUAAUAAAUAUAUAUAUAUAUAUAUAUA